AUAUUCAUCCAAAUACACUUCAACUUGAUUAUUUCAUGGAAAAUUAUCGCCCCGAACUGUUUAUGCUCGUUAACUAGUUACGUGAAUUUCAGUGGCUUUGCAGGCUCGUUACACAAUGGUUACACUACUAUGGUGGGCAAUGUUCCCAACCUUGUAUUUGUCACUGGCGACCUCUGGCGGUAAACUACAAUGUACAUUGAAGUGACGUACCAUAGUGCGCUUGUCAUAUGACUAUCGAGGUCCAUACAAUUUUGGACAAUCCGGAUAUAGCAGAGAAAAUCGAUCAGUUGAACAUGCGACUCAAUACUUGACGUGCACUUUAUGUCAAAGAUCCUGAUAAAAACUAGAUAGAAUGCCAUUGUCAACAGCACUCAUCCCUCUCGCUUUGUUCAUUGGAGUAGCAACACGAUCCAGAGGCAGUGAUGAGUGUGUGGCCCGUAACUUUGGCCAUGGCUCGGUGGUGUGUGAGUGUAACUCCACCCACUGUGACAGUAUUGGGUCGGACACACUGCCUGCACUGGGUCAGUUCCUGUCCUUCACCAGCAGUAAGGCUGGCAGCAGGCUGCAGAGAGGACAGGGACAGGUACAGAAGAACAGCACUGAAGCAGUUCUCAGGCUGACUGUGGUUCCCUACCAGAAGUACCAGAGGAUCAGAGGGUUUGGAGGAGCCAUGACAGACUCAGCUGCCAUCAACAUCCUGUCUCUGUCCCCCAGAACACAGGACCAGCUACUACGACAGUACUUCUCUGCUCAGGGUAUUGGGUACAGUGUGGUGCGGGUGCCCAUUGCCAGCUGUGACUUCUCAACCCAUCUGUACACCUACGCUGACUCACCUGGCGACUACAACCUGGACAACUUUACCUUAUCACCAGAGGACACGAACAUGAAGAUCCCCCUGCUGCAGCGAGCCCAGGCCCUGUCACCCCGCCCCCUGUCUCUGCUGGCCAGUGCCUGGAGCGCCCCCGCAUGGUUGAAGACCAACGGUGCUCUCACUGGCAAGGGCUCUCUGAAGGGCCAGCCUGGGGGCAAGGAGCACAAGACCUGGGCUAAAUACUAUGUCAGGUUCCUGGAGGAGUAUGCCAAAUACAACCUGUCAUUCUGGGCCGUAACCACAGGCAACGAGCCCUCUGCUGGACAGAUGACCAACUACAGUUUCCAGGCUCUGGGCUUCACAGCAGAGGAGCAGAGGGAUUGGGUGGGCCUGGACCUUGGCCCCGCCCUGCACACCUCCGCACACCCCCACACACAACUCCUCAUCCUGGACGACAACAGACUGCUACUGCCACACUGGGCUAAAGUGGUCCUCAGUGAUGUGCGUGCUGGCAGGUAUAUCCAUGGUGUUGGAGUCCACUGGUACCUGGACACCCUGGUGCCGGCAGAGCUCUCCCUGGGCACUACCCACCACCUGUACCCAGAAUACUACCUGUUUGGAACGGAGGCCUGCGCUGGCUGGAGCCCCUCAGACAGAGGAGUACGGCUGGGCAGCUGGGAGAGAGCUGAGCAGUACGCACACAGCAUCAUACAGGACCUGAACCACUAUGUGGUAGGCUGGACAGACUGGAACCUGGCUCUGGACCAAGGAGGAGGGCCCAACUGGGUGAAGAACUUCGUGGACAGCCCCAUCAUCGUGGACCACAGCCGAGACAUCUUCUACAAACAGCCCACCUUCUAUAGCAUGGCCCACUUCAGUAAGUUCCUGUGGGAGGGGUCUCAGAGAGUGGGUGUGUCCUUCAGUCACGAAACAAAACUGGAAAGCUCUGCCUUCGUCAGGCCAGACGGGUCAGUGGUGCUUACCAUCCUCAACAGGUCGUCGUCAGAGGUCCAGUUUGAGGUGUAUGAUCCUGCUGUGGGUUUCAUCUCCUUCAGUGCUCCAGCCCACUCCCUGCUCACACUCGCUUGGAACACACUCUGACCGCACUGGAAUGGAACACACACCUUUACUGCCAGGGCCAAAGCAUUGUCACAGUCCCCACUACCAGGUCUGCUACAUUUCCACCACUACACACUCAACUCCCACCACCAUCCGAAGCCCAAUGUGCUGCCGCCUCAGAACAGCAUAUCUAAUAGAACCUGCAGCAUCGUGGGCUCUGGCAUUUCUGGGAUCAGAGCUUGAAAUGUGUGUGUGGUUUAGCCAAUACAGCCAAAUAUGUUGCAGGUUCCUAUGUAUCUGCACUGAUCUUUAUCAAGCUGGGAGAAGCUCUGGAAUGUGUGAAUAUAGCAUGUGAUCAAACCAGGACCAGGUACACUAACUACUAUGAUCAGACACUGCUGCUGCUUGAGACGGUCUGACCAUUACACUGCUAACAACCGUUUCUAAACUGAAAUCUGGUUUAGAAAAGAGAUCAUGUACCGAAUCUAUUAAUGCCGUUUAAACCAUUUGCCUUUUGAAUAAAUGAUGUGCCUCUAUUACGUCGUCACACAA
This is a messenger RNA of Oncorhynchus masou masou (cherry salmon), 2422 nucleotides long. RefSeq names its product glucosylceramidase beta 1 (gene gba1). The coding region runs from base 353 to 1912 and encodes 519 amino acids. Gene Ontology annotation, biological process: glucosylceramide catabolic process. The transcript has 12 exons. The record is from RefSeq and is a predicted model, not a curated record. Gene Ontology annotation, molecular function: glucosylceramidase activity. Lineage: Eukaryota; Metazoa; Chordata; Actinopteri; Salmoniformes; Salmonidae.